Messenger RNA from Neurospora crassa OR74A, 3271 nucleotides. RefSeq lists its product as hypothetical. The record is from RefSeq and is a predicted model, not a curated record. Bases 366 to 2204 code for a protein of 612 amino acids. The transcript is spliced from 2 exons. Lineage: Eukaryota; Fungi; Ascomycota; Sordariomycetes; Sordariales; Sordariaceae.
UGACAUAGCAGGUGGGCGUCUGUGCACAGUUGCACAAAGUCGAGUGAUGGACACUGGCUCGCAGUUGCCGCCACCUCUUGGCUGCUGGUUGCCUGCCGGUGACUGUCCGCCAGCUAAAAUGUCGCGUCCGUCGAGCGGUGUCCCGCCGAUCCAGCCGUUCCUUGGACACCCGCACACUUCUAUCCUCUCCUCCCCAAACUUGUCGCCCGACCUUUGGAACACCAGCUGAUGACAGCUGCUCAACACCAACUCACCCUACCAAGCGCCAUUACCAGCCCAUACAGCGACGACCAGCUCGCGACACCUGGUAACCGCCUGUCAUUGCUGCCAACUGGUACCAGCAACCCGGUCCCCAGCGGACGAGUAUGAAACCAUCGCCAAUCCGCCCUGUCGCUGGCCCCGGAUCCGGUGUCCAGCGCGGUGCUGUCGGUCAGGUUCCCGGAGCUGUCGGCCAGGUCCAGGUCGGCUCCGUGGGACUUCAGGCCGGCUCUGCCCCCGGCCAAGGCCAAGUCCCAGCCUCGCGACUGACUCCGGGCCCCGGCCCAACCAAAGUGACCAAGCCGACCACCCCGGCACGUUCUCGCACUGGCGCCAGUCCUCACUCGCUGGUUCGAAACAGCCAACUUGUCCAGCAGCUGGCUGCUCACGAAGCUCAGCUCCAGCAGUUCCAACAGCAACAGCAGCUGCAACAACAGCAACAACAACAACAACACCAACAGCACCAACAACAACAACAAAAUCUGGCUACCAACUUGAGCCCCGACCAGGACCCUAACCACGUUAACCAGAUCCAUCCCCAACUUCAGGCCCAGCUUCAGCUCCAGCAUCAGCAGGCUCAGGAGCACGACCUCCACAGCCAUCACCUGCAACAGCAUCAGCCAGAUCAAACCCAGGAUCAUCUUCAGCAUCAACAGGAGCAACAUCAGGAGCCUGAUAUUGACCAGGAUUCCCUUAAACCAGACCCGUCCGCCUACGACGACCCUACGGCCAGGAUGGGCACUGAAGAGUAUGCGGCCGCAGCUGCUGCUGCCGUCAUGGAGACGGGUCUUGGUCAACCCGGCUCCCUGAAUGAUGGCACUGGCGAGCCGGAUGUUGACGCCGAGAUGGAGGACCAAGAUGCCUCUGCCGCUGCGAACUCGGGACUCGGCGGCCAUGUUGACCUUAGUGGUGCCGGCAUGCUAGGUAACCCAGGUGCCCCUGGUGGUGUGCCUCAACCCUCUCCCCAGGACCACUCUCAACAUCAACAACACCAGCACCAGCAGCAGCAACAUCAACACCAUCAGCAACAACAGCAGCAGCAGCAUCAACAGCAACAGCAGCAUCAACAGCAACAGCAGCAGGCCGAUAUGCUUCAGGGCCUUGGACAGCCCCAGGCCCAUCCUCAUCAACAUCAGCACCAACCCCCUGUUGCCCCCAUGGGCCAGCCCCAGCAGAUGCAGCCGUCCCCUCAUCAGCACCCAAUGGACCCUCAGCUAUCCAAGAGCACGGAGGAUAUGGCUCAUGAAUCCGGUUAUGGCCAGCUAAACGUCGAGAGUGCUCUUGCCAAGAGAUUGGCUCGUGAGCCGGGUCAUCGUCUUGCCCAGCAGAGGCGCCCUGAGCAAGUGCUGAACUUGGCACGUAGAAGCAAUGUUGAAGCUCUGUUCGCUCACAUUGCUGGUGAGCCGGCUCGCGUCCCUUGUAAGAAUUGCCACAAGGGCCACGGUCCAUGGACCAGCUGUAUUGUGGUGGACGGCCAGAUGUGCGGCAGCUGUGCCAAUUGCUGGUUUAAUGCCAGUGGUGCCAGAUGCAGUUUUCACGAAACGCGCAACCCCCAAAAUUCUCAACAGCAGCAGCACAAUGCGGCGAUCCUGCCGAACGGGGCGAACGGUGGAAUUAAUAUUUCAGCUGACCCCAAUGCCUUUAGGUUUGGCACUCCUCACCCGCUUGGUACUCAUGCUGCCCUUGCUGCUCCUGCUCCCGUGAGUGCUAUCGCUCCAGCAGCUCCCUCGAUGAGCAACCCAAUGCUUCAGCACAUGUUGAAUCGGGCCCUGUCCGAGGUACGGAGCGCUGACAAGGCUACCCGGCAACUGAUUCUCAUGGAAUGCGCUGCCAAAAAACUGGCGUUGAAGAUGGUCGAUUAUGAGGAGCUUAUUAGCUCCCAGGAGCAGUCAGGGAACGCCGGAGGACCUGGCCAGCAGGGCUUGGGUGAAGAUGCGGGUGCAUAGGAAGAAAACGCUCCUGAUUUACAAAUGGAGAACUUCUCACUCGUUCCAGACUUAGAGGACUUUAUGGGCAUACAUAUGGCCCCGUCGGCUUCAUCCUGAUCGUGCGGCUCUUUUCACGACGCAAAAGUCUUCCCGUCCUGCAACUCGACCAUCAAUCCAGGACCCAGCAUGGGUCAUGACUGUCCGCACAACCACGCAGUUGCGUGGAUAUACUGUUGCUACCCGAUUCGCAUGUGAAGGUAUCAUCACCCCAUAUUUAACCUUUCGACAUAUCACAGCAGAAAUUUGAUUCCUUUCGAAGGAUCAAGGGUCAUGAAGAGCCUUAUCCACAUAGAACCACUACCAACACCUUUUCGUUUCUUCGUUUGGGGGCUUCCUAGAGAAUUUAUCAUUAGGCUGAUUGGAUGGAAUGGGGGAAAAGACAAAUCUUAGCCGGGACAGAUACUUUGAUAUUUUUUCUUCAGACUCGUAUGUCGAUAGUGGCACGGAUGCAAAUCUACCAGCGAUACCCAAGUCCCGCCCCAAACCCUCCUCUUCAAGGCAGGAAGCAAUUUGACAAUGCCUCCAGCCUAAUCUUGGUCUUUGCCUUUUUGCUUUCUUUUCUCUCCCAUGGCCCUCUUUAUCAUAGCUUAAUCUCUUAUUUCUUGGCCGUGUUGUUUAAUGCACAGAUGACGAGCUCUUGAUAGUAUUUCUUUUGGGUUAUGCGAUUUUCUUUCUGGCAAGCGUCAUUUGUGGCGUGCUCUAGUCGGGUUCUGGUUGAUUUCCCGGCAGUUAUUUCAAAAACACGUUAUUCCUCGUCAUGUUUCCGAUUGGGGAUGGAAAUUAUGAAUAGAGGGUAGGCCAAUGAUAAGCAAAGAAAGCAGAAGAGUAGGGAAAUGGGAAAGACAAGCAAUAGGCAUUUGAGGUGUGGAGUGAGCAAGAAGAGGAGGGAAACGGCACAUCGACGAGUGACUGGAAAAGAUUCUUGACUGCGUGGAUUGUUUACACAACUGCAUAGAUUACAGACUGUUAGGUCAAUCAAGGCCGUUUAGCUUCCGGCUCCUCAAUUUGUACAUUUGUCCGGGCCA